AACAAUAAAUGACAAUAGUCAAUUGAUGAAUACACCCAUGUAUUCACUUCCUGUGGGCGAAGUCGUUUCUCUGCAAAUUAGAGAAGAGACAAGGAAACAGACGAUUGGAAUUUUGUAUUACUUUGUGAAAAAGUAGCAGCUUGCUAGCAGUGUACUUGAAAAUGGCCGACAUUGUUUCUGAAAUCGUCCUAGAUGGAGGAGGUCCAUGGGGUUUUCGUCUGCAGGGUGGAAAAGACUUCGGUAUCCCUUUAAACGUUUCAAGGGUUACGCCUGGAAGCAAAGCAGCUUUGAAGCAAAUGGUGGUUGGUGACAUAAUUUGUGAAAUAAACGGCUUUAACAUGGAGUCUCUUUCUCACAUGGAAGCACAGAAUCAUAUUAAAAAUGCAGGAUCAACACUUAAUAUGAAAAUAAGGAAAGGCAAGGGAAUUUCAGUUGGUGAUCAAAAUGCUAUGUCAUUUGGUUCAGCUGGAAGCCCAAAGGUCUUAACAGAGACAAAUGUUAUUCACUCUGCCAGUGUUGAUCACACCUUUAAUCCUAAGCCCAAACCAUUCAACUUUGGUACCAACUCUCCAACAGUGACCCAGGGAGUUUCACCCCAAAAGUCUUCACCAGCACCUCCUGCUCAAGCGCCAAAGUUUGAUCCAGGGGCUUAUGCAAGAAAAAAGAAAGAGGAGCUGGAGCAGCGCAAAAAAGCGGAGAGUACUGUUGCUGAAGAUUCUGAUAUUCUCAAAAUGAUCAACGCAACCUCCAUUAGCAAAUCGCCAUCCCCAACCUCACAUUCGCAAACCGAAGCCUCGUCCUCCCCUCAAGAUUUUAUCGAUGCCCUAAAGCAACGCUUAAGAAGUGAAGCCACGAAUGAAAAUCAAAAUAAUGGCCAAACCUGUUCUAGACAAGAUGAUUCGUCACAUCAAGCUAUCAGUCCCAGCACCAGCAGCCACUUCACCAGUACCCAAAUCCCACAACCGCCACCAACGCCCUUAAUCCCCUCUUACCAAACCAGGCCCCCAGCCAAAACAAAUGCAAGCUACUUGCAGAUGCCUUUGACACAUGUUAAUCAAGAUGCACCACCCAUUAACAAGGACCAUGUUUUUAAAAUGAGUUAUGAAACACGCGAUAUUCAUGCCGCAGACAUCUCAAUGGGCUCCAUGAAUGUAAUGAACAGUCUGAAAGAAAAACUAGCUUUGAAGUCUGCAACAGGCAGUAACUAUGAAGUUGCAACGAAAACCCCGUCACGUGUUCACGCCAUGUUGAAUGAGCAACUUGGUUAUGAAGAGGAAGAAAGAGAAGAACGAUUUCACAGUGACCAAACAAGAACCGUGCCUUCAAAAGUAUUCCAGGCUUUACAGUAUGCAUACCCUUCCUCUGAAGAUAAUGCACCAGGAGCACAGAAAGAGAAAAGAUAUCAGGAGAAUUCUUUAAAGCAGGAAGACGAAGAAGAAUACGUUCGGUUUCGCAGCAGCCAGACCAACACUGUUCCAUCAAAAGUUUUUAAAGCUCUGCAGUACAGUUAUCCUACCAAGAGUGCAGCUCCAUUAGACCCAGUUUACCAGCAGAUGCAAGAAGAAAGAUCUGGUCAUCAACCGUACAGGACCGAUCAACGCCAGUACAAAGACGCAUACGAAGAAGAAGAUGGAUAUGGUCGAUUUGUUGGAAAUCCCACAAAUAAGGUUCCAUCUAAAGUUUUUCAGGCCUUGCAGUAUAGUUACGACACACCACAGACAAUAGAAACCAACAGCGAUACGAAUGUUGUCCAUAAUGUGGACCCAGGAUACCUGAAAUAUAGCAACCAUGUUCCCUCCAAGUCUUUCCAGAGACUGCAGAAACAAUACAAUGACGAAAAAGAAAAACGCAGCGAGGCGAUUCCCGGUGAUUUGCAAGACGCUAUCGAUCUUCUCGAAAAAGAGCUUGAUGCGAUGACGUCAUCGAAAACAAAUCCUGUAAUAAUGGUGCCGUUAAACAGGGGACUGAAUAGGGGGCAAAGACCAUCAGAAGAACUUUCCCCUGUCUGUCCAGCCGAAAACCCAGCUGUUCAAGUGCCUCUCCAUGCUCAUUCUACCAAGGAUGGACCCUUGGCUAGAAAUAACCAACAAUUGAACCAAGCUAUUUCUUUUGCUCCUCCCGUUCCUGUUAGAAUUGAUUCGAAAAGGUUCCAGCACCAACCAAGGAUGUCAACGGGGGAGGACGUUGUAUAUCAAGCACCUGUCGCGAAAGUGCAAGGUCUUCCCCAAAGACCCGCAAAUCAACACAGAUCAACCUCCAACUCUCAAGACGAUGAGGUCAUUCAGGCUCCUGUCGCCCAUCUUGAAAAUGUUGUAGGUGAUCACCCUGUCCCUAGCAAAAUAUCAUUCAAACGUGGGACUAAAUCUGAUGUUGUUGCAGUUGCAUGCACAUCUGAAAUUGUAGCAUAUUCUGCGGAAUUUGAGACUCCCUGGAUAAUGCCAGUAAGGCCAAAGGAAGCUCUUCCCUAUCUAUCACCCAUAAAUCUGCGGCUGUCCGUCGAAAUAAAGACCAACGGGCGGACUCCUUGGAUUCAUCCAGUAGUUAUUCAAGUAUUCAAGAACGCAUCCCGGACUUCGACCCGGAUACUUACGUGCUGACAACAAAACCACCAAGUGUAUCUUCACAUGGUAUCCGGAGUGAUUCUUCAGAAUCUGCCCAUAGUCACUCCAGUAGAAGCAGCAUAGGACAGGAAAAUCGAUUUGGAGAAGAAACGCCGGCAGCUAUCACUCAUUUGUCAAGUCACGUUUCGAAGUCAAGUAACGGCAACUUUGGGUCAGAAAUUGCUAAACCCAGACGUAUGGUCAUUAACAUUAACGGAAAGGCAAGAGUAUCUAGCGCUUCAAAGCACGAAGAAGGGACGGACCAGGGUAUUGCUGUCCUAAGCACAGGAAUAAGAGACCAAGGACUGAUGCAGCUUGACAAUUCUGACACAAAUUACCACGAAAAUUCUGCUUCAAUUAACCAUUCGGGACAUUCAGAAGAGAAUUCUAUACAGAAUGAUGUUUUUGUGGAUCCAGUGCCAACAAUAAAUAAAAGCGGUAAAAGUAUUCCUUUGCAAAGUGGAAAAGUUGAUCCGCAUGCUGAAAACCAGGUUGAAACAUCAACUUUAACAGAUUUACAACUCACCGAAAUAAAUAGUGAGCAACUUACGGAAAUGUACGUGGAAAAUGAAGAAACAUCCUCGAUGUGCGAUUACUUCCAGCGUCUAGAAGAGAACAGCACAUACCAAGGAAAAUUGAGUUUAAGUCAGUUGCUGGGAGAAGCAAUUCAGCAAAUAUUGCACAUGGAAUGAAUGCCCCAACCUCUCCACCCGUGAAUGUUCAGAUGUCCAGAAUAGGAAAUCGACGCAGCAUUCCUUUAGAUUCGUUAUUAUUUCCUCAUUAGUGAGAAGUGCUUCCUUCAAUUUCGACCACUUAAAUAUGCACUCAGAAGAUUGCAUGGAAAGAAAAGGGCAAAGGUCUCCUGCAGCGAACAGAAAAAGACUAAAUCCAAAGAUGUUUCGUGAAAAGGACUGUGGGAAGCCAGCCUCGGUUUCACACAGACCCAAAUCUGUCAAAGAUGAGACAUUGAUUGUAGCUAACGAGAUAAGCAAUGAGGAGAAAGAAAAAUCUGAAGGUGCCGUCGAAGGUGACAACAAGAAAGAACAAAGUGAUGUUUUCAUCAAUGAAACAGACGAAGAAAAAUACCUGAAGCAAAAAGGUAUGUCGAAUGUAUUUGUUCGCUGUCGUUUAUAUACUUGAAGCAACAAUCAUAUGAUGCAUUCUCAUUGCAUACAUUUUUCAAGUUCUUUUUUCUCUUACUCUUUUUUACACACGUUUGGCGUCUAUAUUGUCAAAUUUGAAUUUUGUUGACGUCUCGAUUGGAUAAAUGCGUGACUAUUUAAACGCGUGGUUUGAUUUAACGACUCGCUGUUUGCUAGCAAAAAUUUUCAACAUAAAUUUGUUUGAAACACUUGAAGUUCAGGGCAGUGACACUGAAAUUCUCCUGAUUAUUUGUCUCAUUAUUCUCCAAUAAAUAUCCACGUGUGAGGUUAAAUUUUUUGAUUUCUUUAAGAAUUAUUGUGUCAAACGCAAACAUUUAUAAGAUGAAAGUGAAUAUAAUUUUUAGUGAUUAUGACUGCCUUCAAUGCCAUUUUGUGUAGCCGAACCAAUAAUGACAAUUCUUUACCAAUAAUUUUUAGAGCCUUUAAAGUGCCUAAUGAAAAAGAUAGGAUGUAGACCCCGACAGAAAAUUGCCCAGUUGGGCUAUUUUCAGACUAGGGUAUUUUAUCGCAUGACUCCACAAACUACGUUAUUUUGAUAUGUCUGCUGAAAGUAGGUACAAUAGCAGGAAACAUUGCAAUAGACGGCAAUCUGAUACGCAGAAAAUGAUAAGAUAAAGACUCCAUCUGAAAAUUGCCCCCUUGCUCUAUUUUUAGACUAGGGUACACCGCCCAAGGUCUUAAUAGACGGUCUUAUCGUAUUUCAGUCGUACUUUGGUACGAUAAGUACGUAAGUAUGAAACUUUGCAAAAAGGACAGUUUGAUGCGCUAAGAAAGAUUGGAUAUGUACCCUGACUUAAAAUUGCCCCCUACGGCUAUUUUAACGGUAAUUCAAUUAACGACCUCCGUGUACUAAACUUUGUGACGUCACAGAUAAUGGCGCUUUGUCACAGUCGAAAACGUGAAAAUGGGAUAUUCAAUCUAAAUUUUUAGACGGUUCCGCAAGAAAAAAAUCACCUCGACCUAUAUCAUUGAAAUCAGCAAAUUUUGCUUAUAAAAAGUGUGCCUUUAUCUUUUGGCGAAUUUAAAUUGGACUAUGCAGAUUGUCCAUCAUAAUAUCCCUUUUUUGGUUUAAAGGAUUCCAGACGACGUAUAUAUUAUCUGCAGUAUUUUUGGCAUUGCUUACAGCGUGCAAUUUUGCUUUAUAUUUGUUCCAGAAGAUGGAAGCUAUGAAGGGGAAUGUGUGGAUGAAAAUCGGAACGUAUGCGAUCUGAAUGGUUUUUCUGGUAAUUCCCAAAAUGGAAGAAAACAUAGACAUGCUAGCAGUGAGCGCCCUUCUGGAAAGGAAUUAUAUUACACGUCCAAUCAUUUACUUACGUCUCCUAAGACAAAACCAUCUGGGGUGAGAGUCACUCUCCCUGCUUUUACAGUCAAGGUUUCAUCAGGCGUUACCCCAAAUCAAGGUAUGCAGCCACCCAGAAGUAGAAAUUAAUCUAGUUAACGUAAUUUUAGAUAUAACUGACAAAAAUCUAAAUUCAUGUUUUAGAGCUAUAAAACUAAAGACCUGCAACUCAACAACCUCAUAUUAUGAAUUAUUUUAAUUUGAACUAAAUUCAUUACUUUCUUACUCAGUAUGGUCAACAUUUGAUAAUUUAAGCUUGCGAUAAAUCGAAUUAAUUUUACCUUCCUGUAUGUGUAUAUAAUUGCUUAGCGAUAAAACAUUUCAAAAAGGAAAGAGUAUAUUUAUCAAAGUGUGCAAUAAACGAUGUGUAAAACAUUUAAUUUCCCUGUGUGAUAGUGGUUUCAAAUAAAGUAAAGCGUUUAAUUCAUGUUGAACUACUCUACAAAUCUAUACAGCAGUUGAUCAGAUUGGGAACCGUAUACCUUUGAUUGCAUCUCUUUACCAUGCUAUAUCCUGAUUGCAUCUCUUUACCAUGCUAUAUCCUGAUUGCACCUCUUUACCAUGAUGUAUCCUGAUUGCAUCUCUUUACCAUGCUGUAUCCUGAUUGCACCUCUUAACCAUGAUGUAUCCUGAUUGCAUCUCUUUACCAUGCUGUAUCCUGAUUGCAUCUCUUUACCAUGCUAUUUCCUGAUUGCAUCUCUUUACUAUGCUGUAUCCUGAUUGCAUCUCUUUACCAUGUUGUUUCCUGAUUACAUCUCUUUACCAUGCUGUUUCCUGAUUGCAUCUC
Messenger RNA from Rhopilema esculentum, 5889 nucleotides. NCBI's taxonomy places the organism in Eukaryota, Metazoa, Cnidaria, Scyphozoa, Rhizostomeae, Rhizostomatidae. The record is from RefSeq and is a predicted model, not a curated record.